This is a messenger RNA of Zingiber officinale, 281 nucleotides long. RefSeq lists its product as uncharacterized. Lineage: Eukaryota; Viridiplantae; Streptophyta; Magnoliopsida; Zingiberales; Zingiberaceae. The coding region runs from base 33 to 281 and encodes 82 amino acids. The record is from RefSeq and is a predicted model, not a curated record. The transcript has 2 exons.
GGACUGUAGAGAUUAGCUCCAUCAGCUCAGUAAUGGGUUCUUGGGUGCGCACCAUCACCACCCCCUUCAGGAAGGCUUGCACAUGCACUCCCAUCAAUCCACCCCCAGAUCAGAAGAAGCCUCAGCCAGGUUUUCAAUCAGUUCACACUGAAGCGGCGCACGAGAGGUACGGAAUGACAGUACUGCAUGGCGAGGUGAUGGCCUGCUCCUACGAGGACGUGAAGGUGAUGUGGUCGAUCCUUGACAAGUCCAACUCCGCAGAACAUCGCAGCAGCCGCUAG